AUGUCAGACGCCGCAGCUAUCAAGGCCGAAGCCAACAAGGCCUUCGCGGCUAAAGACUACACUACCGCCGUCAAGCUCUACUCGGACGGUAUCGCCAUUGACGGGUCGAACCAUGUCUUGUACUCGAACCGGUCAGCCGCCAAGUCGGGAAUGAAGGAUUAUCAGGGUGCCUUGGAGGAUGCCGAGGAGUGCAUAAAGAUCCUCCCCUCCUUCGCAAAAGGUUUCGCCCGGAAAGGAGCCGCCUUGCACGGACUCCGCAGGUACCCCGACGCCGUGAUGGCGUACGAGUCCGGUCUCCAGGCCGACGCUGCCGACCCCGCAUGCAAGAAGGGUCUCGCCGAGGUUCAGCGGGCGAUGGACGACUCGCCCGAGAAUCCCUUUGGCGGUGCCGGGAAAGGGGGCGGCAUGGACAUGGGCCUGGGCAAGAUCUUCAACGAUCCCGGAUUGAUUGGCAAGUUGCAGGCCAACCCAAAGACGAGGGACGCGAUGCGGGAUCCGGCAUUCAUGGCCAAGAUCCAGGGGCUGCAGAGGGGUGGAGGGGCGAUGGGGGCGGAUAUGUUGAGUGAUCCGAGAAUGUUGACGGUGUUGGGUGUGGCGAUGGGUGUGGAUAUCGACGCGAUGGAACGACCAGAAGGAUCCGACGAGAUGCCACCAGGCGUCAAGGCCCAGCCUUCCUCCUCUACCUCCCAGCCCUCCUCCGCGCCCUCCUCCUCCACCCCCAAGCCCAAAGCGGAGCCGGCGGAGGAAGCGCCUCCCGCAGAGGACGUCGUGAUGGAAGAUGAUGAGGACGCCAAGCUCAAGAAGGAGGCAGACGAGCUCAAGGCAAAGGGGACGGUCGCGUACAAGGCGAGGAAGUUUGAAGAGGCCGAGGAGUUGUACUCGAAGGCGUGGGAGACGUGGGGGAAGGAUAUCACCUAUUUGACUAAUCUGAGCGCGGUCUACUUUGAAAAGGGAGACUAUGCAAAGUGUAUCGAGACGUGUGAGAAGGCCGCGGAGGAGGGGAGGGAAUUGCGAGUCGACUACAAGACCUACGCCAAGGUCUACGGACGUAUGGGCUCCGCCUACCAACGUCAAAACGACCUCCCCAACGCGAUCAAAUUCUACUCGAAAUCACUCACCGAACACCGUACUCCCGACAUCCUGACCAAGUUGCGGGAAGCGGAAAAGACCAAGGCCGAGGCCGACAAGCAGGCGUAUAUCGAUCCCGAGAAGGCCGAGGCGGCGCGCGGGGAGGGGAAUGAGGCGUUCAAGGCGGGGGACUUUGCGGGGGCUGUCAAGCACUAUUCGGAGGCUAUCAAGCGGCAGCCAACCGAUCCCCGAGCGUACAAUAACCGCGCCACGUGCUACACCAAGCUCCUCGCUUUCCCGGAGGCGCUCAAGGACGCCGAGGCGGCCAUCAAGAUUGACCCGAGCUUUGUCAAGGCAUAUAUCCGGAAAUCACUCGUACAGACGGGUAUGAAGGAGCAUGCCAAGGCGUUGGAGACGUUGCAGCUGGCGACAGAAAAGGACGUGGAGAAGAAGCACACCCGCGAGCUCGAAAUCAACAUGUCCAAAGUCAUGCAAGAGAUGAACUCUGAACGCGCGGGCGAGACGGACGAGCAGACGUAUCAGCGCGCACUGCGCGAUCCGGAGAUUCAGGAGAUUAUGGGCGAUCCGCUCAUGCGUCAAAUCCUGGCGGAUGCGCAGCAGGACCCAAGGGCUUUGCAGGAUCACAUGAAGAACCCUAUGAUCGCCCAGAAGGUCCAGAAGUUGAUCAACGCCGGUAUCAUCCGGACAAGAUAA
This is a messenger RNA of Dioszegia hungarica, 1782 nucleotides long. Its product is annotated as chaperone. Gene Ontology annotation, molecular function: Hsp90 protein binding. The record is from RefSeq and is a predicted model, not a curated record. Lineage: Eukaryota; Fungi; Basidiomycota; Tremellomycetes; Tremellales; Bulleribasidiaceae. The coding region runs from base 1 to 1782 and encodes 593 amino acids. The transcript has 9 exons.